AAGACAAUUUUAAAAAGCCAAUAAACUAGAAUGCAUUUGUCAUUUAAGAGAAUUGCUUUGAGAUAAAUAGAAACUAAUCCAAAAGGCAAAGAGCAGCCAAGUCCACGUUAGAACUGUGACCAUGACCAGGAAGAAUCCUUCUUAGUGGGAAACACAACUGAACUUAUUUGCUAAUUAGAACUGAACAGAAUAACCAAUUUUAGUUGGGAAAAGAAGGGGAAAUUUUGGGAAAUGCUAAAUUGGUGCUUUUAUUUCAAAAAUACUUAAAUCGGGUAUGUGCAGAGUUUGUUCCAAAUGAGGCCAGUCCUUCUGGCUGUGUCCUCCACACCAGCUCCCACUGGGGCUGAGCCAGCCCCUGAGAGCCCAGGGUGGGCUCAUGGCUCAGUGGCUGAGCAUGCAGACCCCAGCCUGGGUGCCCACAGCUCUCCCUGCCCAGGCCCUUCCAGCCUGGUCUUGUUUGUAGUUCACAGAGAGCAGCUCUGGGCAGCUGUCAGCUUGCUGGGCAGCUGGGGGAGGAAAUGAGAACAUUAUUAUUCUUUUAAAGAAAAGUCCAGCACAGUUCCUUGGUGAAAUAUUAGCUAUGGAAAAUAUCAAGUAACUUUCCUACCUUCCAGGCACGUAUUGGAGCAUUUGGGGAUGGGAAAAAGUAAAAGUACGGUGAAACCAGCAGCUUUAGGGGAAAGCUGCCACAGAGUGCAGAUUAUCAGGCCAAGAGAGUACUGAGUGGUUUCAAAGCAGAACGGUGAAGGGCUCAUCUGGGAGAGCCUCCUAGUCAGUAAGUGGUGUGUGUAUUUCACACUACAGCCUCGAGACACAAAACCCCAAGCAGUUCUGGCUCAUGGCACUGCGGGAGGAGGUGCUGCUGUCCCUCAGGGAAGCUGUACCCAACAGAGGUUUGGGAUCAGCCCUGGGCAUGUCCCGUGCCUUCAAGAGCAUCUGAGGCACAGUCAGGUGGGAGUCAGAGUAUCCUUUAAGUUCCCUUUAAGCUGGGAAUCAUAGCCUACACUGGAUAUGUGCAUGGUUUGUAAUGUUUAAUUGAGUUGACAAUGUACAGGUAUUUUUAGAAAAGUCUCUGUAAUGCAGAGGUGCAAUCAUAAUUACUGACAUGUCUGUCCAGGCUGAGGUUUUUUUCAUAACUCACUAGAGCAUCUUGAAGUUCUCAAUAUCAGCAUCACAUCGUGAACAGCAGCAUGUUUCCUUUUUUCCAAUUAACUACACCUCAUCUUACAGAAGCUGCAUUUUUGGCAGGCUUUUUAAGCUGUGCUCCCUAUGUGCUACCUCAGCCAUAUAGUCACUUUUUGUUAGGGAUAGAGAGUGUUACUGUGAGUGUGUUACUUACAUUGUGAUACAUGUUUGUGACCUGCAAAUGCCAUGUGAUGUUCCCUGUAGCUCUCAGUCAUGGCGUAGAUGUCAUUGCACAAAUUUCCUGUGGUUAGAUACCUUAUAGCUACAGGGUUUCAAAUAUACUCAUGUUUUAUAUGGGGUGUUUUGCUUGAGAAAAAGUGGGGUAAGAAAUUAUUAUUAUUAUUAUUAUUAAUAAUUUUAGGAUGUAUUUUGUGCUUAGGGGUGCUCUGUGAUUGUGAUGCUCUCUCCCAUGACUGAGGGCUUGUUUUAAUUUGAAACCUAUCGCAAGGUCUGUGCAGGUAACUUCUGGCCCAGUUGCAAGCUCCUCAUUAUGAAAAUCUCCAGCUGAGCAUAAAGAUUCUCUUGCAUGAGGCAUGGGUUUGUAGUCUGCAGCAUAUGUUGUGCUUGCAGGGGGCUGGCAUAAAAGAGCCUAAUUCUGAUUACUCUGCACUAACUUGAGGAUCCAUUUAAAGAGACAGAAACCCAAAGUCUUGGAAAUUCAACACGGAGACCCGAAGUGUCCUCUCAGAAAUUUGAAAUGUUUCUGUAGCCAAACUUCAUGCCAGCCCAGUCCAAAACCAAGGUUUCCAGAUAUGACUCACUUAUCUUGGUGUUUUGAUUUCGCAUUUUCAGGUUAGCCUUGUUUUUCAAAAGUAUUGAGCAUCCCCUGCUGGAAUUCAGACCCCUUUCAGAAACCUCGAAUGCUCAGAAUCAAAGCUUCCUUUAAUACGGGCCAGGUGGGAUUUUCUGCAUUCAUGUGGGAGUUAAGGCACAGUCAGGCAAAUGGUCCUUGCAAAAGGAAAAGGAUGCUUCACAAUUGUUAAUAAGUUAAACAAUUACCUCUUAACAGACUAAUCAGAUAACUCGGUGCCAUCAUUACCUAAUGAGAUGUUGAAACCUGAGAAUGUUUCACACAUAUAAUUGAUUUUUGCCAUCUUGCUUUGUUUCUGGGCGGUUGUGGAGCUCGCUCCCCACAGCUGCCCCGCUGUGAGAAGUCCCCACCCGGCCGUGGUUAAAAGGGAGCGUUUAAUGAGCCAUGAGAGGAAGGCGAGGUCUCACUCGGGCAGAGAGGGCAGCCAGGCUCGCUGCCCCUCCAGGCAGCCCCUGCCCCGUGUCCCCCUCGCACUCUCCUACAGGACUUCCCACCUCACUGGCAAGGACACAGCACCCCUGCAGACUCGUAGUUGCCCUGCUGGGCUCUCGUAGCAGGCUGCCGGGUGGCAGUGGCUGUGCUCGGGAAGAGCUCUGUGCAGAGGAGCCGUGCUCCGGCCGCCGCUCAGGGCGCGCCACACGAGGCGGCUCCGUGAGGGACGGCGGGCCCGGCCCAGCCCGGCAGGAGCACCGCGCCUGCCCGGGGCAGCCCCCUCAGGGCUGCUCUGCGCUCCCACGGAGCUCUGCCCGCAAAGGCAGCGCCCCAGCCCUGCUAUUCACGGGAAAAACCCACCUAGGUGGGCUCUGGUUCGGGGGCACACCCGCCUGCUGGCACCCUCCCGCACGGGUGUCCCAACGCCAGCUCACCCUUGGCCUUCAGAAGGGCUCAGGAAUAGCCGGUUUUGGCUGCGCAAUAGAUGAAAUGUGUCCAAAGCAAGAUGUGACCUGGGCUGGCAGAGCAGCACCUGUGGGGACACUGAUGUGGCUUUCAGCAUGCCAGGACCAGGUGAGAAAGGACCUUGCAGACUUGCAUGUCCCACUGCGUUUAAGCUGUUAUUUGAGCACUCAGAAGAAAAUGCAUACAAGUUCAGCAUCAAUCUUAAACCUCCUGCUGAGCCUCAGGCAAUGGGAUAAGCCAGAUACUGCCAUGACUGUGAGACGCUACCCCACUGUCUCCCCAGCUCCUGCUCCUUCCAGCACAAGGUGCCACGGGGCUGGCAGGAAGCCUCCACGCAAUGGGCUCCCAGAGGUGCCAGGCAGUGCCCAGCCACCAGCCCCUCCUGCUCCAGCACAGCUCAGCAAGGAAGAGGAGAAAGGGCUUGAAAAAUCACCAGCCUGUUGUCUCUCCUACAGCCACUCCAGCAACAUGAAGCUGUUUCAGGAGCAUGUCUAUAAGUGCCAGGGUAAAGUGAAGGCUGUGAGUUUCCUCUUACCAAUGGAUAUGUCAUCAUUUGCUGAAAAGCAAGGUUCUCUCAAAAGCCCACAAAAUCAGAGCACAAAACAUCUAAUGACCAUCACUGAAAAGGAUAUGUGAGCUGGUGAAUUUUUAAAGGCCCAUUGAUUCCUGAGAUAAAUUGGCCUUUAGUGAUAGCUGUGUGUCAGGUUUCUCUCCUGCAAAACGUUUUGGCAGGAUGCCCACAGAGCACCACCCAGCCGUGUUUCAGGUCACUGGCCUGAUGUUCAGCAUGGAAAUGGAAGCCACAACAAAGCCCAGACACUGUGAUGUGACCACACAAAGCAAAGGUGCCUCCACAAAGUGCUUCUGUGCAAUGUGUUUCAGACCUUUACCUCAGGACUGAUGUGAACAGGGUGUUGAAGCUGGGUUUGGUGUGUUUGUCACAAAAAGCAGAAACUGUGUCAGCACUUGAGUUUGCUGAUUCCCUUGACAGAAAGGUGUCUGAUGCAAAUGACAAAAGAACUAUCAAAGAGCCUAUGAGGUUUUCUGUCUCGGUAAAACUUCCAAGCUUCACUAAUACAGCAAAGUUAAGGAGAUGCUACAGGGUCAGUUAAUGUUGCUCUGAAUUUCUGCAAAGCCUGGCAAUGAGUUUGUCCAAAUAUCCAUUUGGGGUUCACUUCUAACAGAGCACAGGGGAGAGUAAGUACUUAUUGGUAUGAAAACAUGACUACAAGUCUGCUUCUCACUUGUGCUCAUCCAGCUGGAGACUAAAGGCUGGACACCAAGCCAAAAUAGGAAGAAUUGUGAAUAUCAGAAUAUUUUAGGAAUGGCUUCUCAGCACAGCUCGGACCAAAAAUUAUUAGCAGAAAUUCAGCAAGCAAGUGCAACAUAACUGUGAGAUAGAACUACAGACAGCUUGUAAAAAAUGAGCAGUGCCUGUUAAUCUACUCAUGUAAGUGAAGACAACAUUCCAUGUUUAUUUUGAUUACAACUAUUUAUGGAAUCAAAAUACUGCACACUGCUAUUUCUUUCUGUACAGGAUGCACUGAUGAUUGAAUACUGUAUAGAGAAUACAUGAAUAGUUGAUGUUUGUACAGAUAACUUUGAGGAAGAUUUUCAUCUCAUUGUCUACUCUUAAAGUCUUGAGUUUUCUAAGGUGGGAGCAGAGACUUAGUAGGAAAAAUCCCCUCUGGAUUUUCCAAGAUGUUGUAUACUUCUAUGAAAUUGUGUGUUUCUUUUUUCAUUUUGAAUUUCACCAUAGAUUUUAUAUUCAAGUCUAGUUUUAAUAUAUUCUCACCAUUGAAAAUAA
Molecule: messenger RNA, 4700 nt
Organism: Cyanistes caeruleus (blue tit)
Lineage: Eukaryota; Metazoa; Chordata; Aves; Passeriformes; Paridae
Source: RefSeq, a predicted model, not a curated record